This is a messenger RNA of Moneuplotes crassus, 1081 nucleotides long. NCBI's taxonomy places the organism in Eukaryota, Ciliophora, Spirotrichea, Euplotida, Euplotidae. The record is from the annotation of a GenBank genome assembly.
AUGGGUGCUAGUAUGUUAUUUUAGUCUUUAAAAGUUUGGUUACCUAAUCCUAAUACACUUAUAGAACAAUCACUUAUCAAUGAAGAUAUUUAUGAGCAGAUGGAUCAGCAUUCCUUAAUGCUGUACAAUCCUUCAUAUCACUUGGAUAUUUGUCAGAGCCAUCAGUUUCUACUUGAUCAAAGGUUCCUGCGUGAAUCUCCAAAGGUUUGUCAAAAAUCUGAGUCAAAGACUGAACUUGUUGUUGAAAAUACAGAUUCAGAAUGAGUAGAGACAGAGUACAUUAAUGACCCUUUCUUUUGUACUCUUACAAAGAAUCAUAAAUUUGGCAAAGAUCUUAUAAGUUCGAAAGGGGAGAUAUGAUUUAUGAAGACAUCUUCAGGUCAAGGAAAUCGAAUUUCAACUAGACAUCAUUCAAUUAGUGCCAUCCCUUCUGCACUUUGAUUCAGUUUAAAUGAUUCAGGACCCAGACUCGAAGUAAUUGGGGAGGCUAUAUUUUAUAUGAUAUUCAUCUCGACAAAGACAAAGAAAUCGGUUUCCUCACAAAAAGCGAGCAAGAUGUUCAAUGAUCCCAUUUUUAAACAUAAAAAUUUUGAAAUGGAGAAGAUUCGGGUGCAGACAAUCUCUCCCCCUCAUUGCAUCUAUCAAUUGAGGGCUAAGAAAGAUGAAAAGAUUAACCUAAGUCUUAAAGAAAUCAAUAAAUUCCUUCACCAACUCUAUACCAAAAUGCGGAUUGAGGAUCAAAUCCUUGUUCAAAUGUUAUACUAUCUCAUAAAAAUAGUGAGACUAGGAGAAGUCUAUUUAACUGCUAAAAACUGGAAACCCUUGGUUCUCACCUCACUUAAUCUCUCAGCAAAGUUUUUAUAUGAUACUUGGUACAAGAAUAAAGACUUUGUGCAGAUUACAGGUUUAUAUACGCUCAAGAGGUUCAAUGGAUUUGAGAGAAGAUUUGUGAAGGAAAUUCGGUAUGAGCUGUUUUCACAGCCUGAACAUUUGGCAAAACUCCAAACUGAUCCUGUAAAGUACAUCUCCGCCCUUUGACCGUCUCAGCCUAAAACCCAGUCCUAAACCCACUCAGACUGGG